AUGCAGCCCGCGGGCCUCGAGGGCCCCCACACGCUCGGCCGGCGGCCUCUGCUGCGUCUGCUGCUCCUGCUGCUGCUGUCUCAGCCCGUAACCCGGGCCCAGACCACACCCGGCGUCCCUGGCGCCCCGACCACGCCGGGCACCCCCAGGGCCCAGAGCUUGCAGGGGCACGUGCGGGCCCUGAUGCGGGCCUUCCCGUUGGUGGACGGCCACAACGACUGGCCCCUGAUCCUGAGACAGCUUUUCCAGAACAAGCUACAGGAUGUUAACCUGCGCAAUUUCAGCCAUGGCCAGACCAGCCUGGACAGGCUUAGAGAUGGCCUCGUGGGCGCCCAGUUCUGGUCGGCCUACGUCCCAUGCCAGGCCCAGGACCGGGAUGCCGUGCGCCUCACCCUGGAGCAGAUCGACCUCAUUCGCCGCAUGUGUGCCUCCUACUCUGAGCUGGAGCUUGUGACCUCAGCUGAAGGUCUGAACAGCACUCAAAAGCUGGCCUGCCUCAUUGGCGUCGAGGGUGGUCACACGCUGGACAGCAGCCUCUCUGUGCUGCGCAGUUUCUAUCUGCUGGGAGUGCGCUACCUGAUGCUUGCCCACACCUGCAGCACGCCCUGGGCAGAGAGUUCCACCAAGUUCAGACACCACUUCUACACCAACGUCAGCGGAUUGACAAGCUUUGGUGAGAAGGUGGUGGAGGAAAUGAAUCGCCUGGGCAUGAUGAUAGACUUGUCUUAUGCAUCGGACACCUUGGUGAGGCGGGCCUUGGAAGUGUCGCAGGCUCCAGUGAUCUUCUCCCAUUCAGCUGCCAGGGCUGUGUGCGACACUUUGCUGAAUGUUCCUGAUGACAUCCUGCAGCUUCUGAAGAAGAAUGGUGGCAUCGUGAUGGUGACGCUGUCCAUGGGGGUGCUGCAGUGCGAACUGCUUGCUAAUGUGUCCACCGUGGCAGAUCACUUUGACCACAUCAGGGCAGUCAUUGGAUCUGAGUUCAUUGGGAUUGGUGGAAAUUAUGACGGAUCUGGCCGGUUCCCUCAAGGCCUGGAGGACGUGUCCACGUACCCGGUACUGAUAGAAGAGUUGCUGAGUCGUGGGUGGAGUGAUGAAGAGCUUCAAGGCGUCCUUCGAGGAAACCUACUGCGGGUCUUCAGACGAGUGGAACAGGUGAGAGAGGAAAACAGUGGGCAGAGCCCUGUGGAGGCUGAGCUUCCAAACAGGCAUCAGAGCACGUCCUGCCACUCCCAGCUUCUGUCUCAGCCUCAGAAUGGACACCUGGCCACACACCUGGAUUCGACCAAGUGGCCAGCCAGUCGGGUCCUCCAGAGCUCCUCAAAAGCCUCCCCAUACCUUGUUCUAGGCCCUGUGGCUGCUGCCACCUUCCCAAUCCUCAUCCAAUGACUCUGGCGACUUGGCCAACCCCCCUAGAGGUCCCUGUGGCAAAGUUCCACAAAGUCCCCUUCCUAG
This is a messenger RNA of Propithecus coquereli (Coquerel's sifaka), 1452 nucleotides long. RefSeq names its product dipeptidase 3 (gene DPEP3). Gene Ontology annotation, molecular function: metallodipeptidase activity. NCBI's taxonomy places the organism in Eukaryota, Metazoa, Chordata, Mammalia, Primates, Indriidae. The transcript is spliced from 10 exons. The coding region runs from base 1 to 1386 and encodes 461 amino acids. Gene Ontology annotation, biological process: proteolysis. The record is from RefSeq and is a predicted model, not a curated record.